AUGGGGGGCCCUCAUGGGAGGCGGGAGGGGGAAAGCCGAGGGGCACAGGACCAGGCUGACGGGCAUUUUCAGCCCUUCAGAGGGCCUCAAGGGCACGGACGGAUCCCUGCUCCCUUGGAAGGCGAGCGCGUUGACUGGGGGUCAGUGUCGAAGACAGCCAAAGGAUCCAUUCAACAAGAACUUGCAGUUCGCCUUGUGCGGCGAAAAAGGGCUGCGAAAUCGCCGGUCACCACGCUUGCAAUGAUUCCCCUGCUGCGGGCAGCCAAGGCAGGAGGCCCUUUUACCGAAAUCCUCGCUGCUGCUGCAGUUACAGCAACACAGAAAGCAAGUACUAGAGCCAUUUUGGCAGCCCCGGAAUGCCUUAACCGUGGCUUUCCUCAUCAUCACGGCCACGCCCUACCGGGGGCGAUGCUGCAUGUCGGAUAUGCGCACAUGAACUUCCGUGUAUCCGACACACCGCAGGGUGCAGGGCGCCCUUGGGGUGAUUUGGCCCCGAGAUUGCAACGGCAACUUCGCGCUGGCAGCAGCGGUAACAGCAGCAACAGCAGCUCACACUUCAUGUGUUGGCUAAACCUCUCACCCCUUAUUGAACCAGAGCAUCGGCUGCCCCUUCCAAUGGCUUCCAUGUCUCUCCCCCUUCCGAAGGCCUCUCCUGAGUCAUGGGCUCCGCUACAAGGGCUCUCUCUGCCUCUCGGCGAGCCAUUCUUUGGGCCACCAGUGGCGCCUUCCGGCGAAAAUCCCCUGCCACUGGAGGCCCCCAGGGGAAGUGGGAACGUUUCUUUAGGCUGGGUGUCACGCCAAACGCCUUCAUCGGGCGUGGGGGCCCCUACGGAGGACUUCGAUGUAACCUCCAUGCCCUCACCGAAUGAAAGGGUUUCAGGCUAUUUGUGCAAUAAAGUACGGAGUGACAAGCGACAAAGGAAACGAGCAUUUGCCCAUCGAGGACAUUGGGGGCGGCAGCGUCGGCUGCAGCUGAAGCAUGAGAGACUGCGGCUCGCCUUCGCCUAUCAGGGUGUCGAUCUGCUGAAGCUGAAAUCGCUCAGAUGGGGAGAGGUCGCGAAAGGACCAUGGGGAUCCGCCAGGGGUGGAUGAGUGCCCCGAGGUUCUUCUAUGGGGCUAGUUUCUGUGGGGCCCCCUCUCAAACAGGGCUAUCUGAAACAGGAAGGGCGGCUGACAAGCGAGGCAACGGAGGCCCUCGCCUUUGUUUUGGAGGGAGAGCUGGACGCAGCGUGGAGCCACCAGCGGCGACAGCAGCUGUUGCUGCGCCACAGAGAUAUUACGCCUGAAGCUGCGUUUCGUUACCUGGAUAAGGAUGGCAUUGGAAUAGUCUCGAAGGGUGCAUUUGCAAAGCCAGACUCCCUUAAUGUGAAUGCGGCUUCUUUCUUGGCUGCCGCUGUACGUGCGAGCCGUGGCUGGAUCACGGCUACUGGUAGUGGCAUUGGCCCUGGUGACAUUGGUUCUUGUGGUCACACGAUUGCUUCUUCAGUUCUUACUGUUGGUACGGAAAGCGAGUUUGAGACCGGGAUGGCUAUUUAUCGCUUACGGACUUCCUUCAUCUGUUGUACCCCCGACCGUGCGUCAGCCGGAUUUGGGCCAGACAUAUUGGCUGAAGGGCGUAAAUGUGCGGGCAGUGUGGCGAGUGCUGGACCCAAAGAGUCUCGGCUAUGCAUCGGUGUCAGAGGUCAAAGGCUUCCUCGAGGAUUAUGGCUUAACGGCAACGACGCGCAUCGUACGAAAAGUCAUACAGAGAUACCAGAGAGAUGCCAAGAGGCACAGGAGCAUAGACCACAAGUAAUAUUGCAGGGGACAGUGCGCAUAGGGGCGAAAUACAUUCGAGUAACUAGGGGCGCAACCGAAAAAGGAAGCUCAUUGAUUACAAGCCAACAAGUGAAGGACGAAGACCAAGAGUAG
Cyclospora cayetanensis is the source of this 1911-nucleotide messenger RNA. RefSeq lists its product as uncharacterized. The record is from RefSeq and is a predicted model, not a curated record. The transcript has 6 exons. NCBI's taxonomy places the organism in Eukaryota, Apicomplexa, Conoidasida, Eucoccidiorida, Eimeriidae.